UUUAAUUAUUGGUUACCACAGCUUACCGUCGAAGCGAAGAUAGUGUUCCUCCUGAUGGUGAUGAUUUGCGGCGCGGUGCCGACCACUCGGUCCGUGCUCCUGAAAAACGAAUGCAGUGAACGAUUUAUGAAUGUAUAUCCGGGCCACAAAAGGGUUGUCACUGCGAUAGAAGAUGAUCCAGAUAGUAGAUAUGCAAACUUCACAAUACGAACACUUAACAGUAAGCUAGAAAUUGAAAUUUAUUCACCGGCUACGAAAAAAUAUCUUUGUUUUAAUCACAGGUGGAAAUUAAUCGCUACGAGGAACAAAGCAAAUCGACAUUGUCGUUUCAAACAUGAUAUAGUUAUAAAUGGCUACGACAAAUAUGUCUCCGCAGACGAUAAACAUAUGUACAUAGGCUUUAAUGAACGUGGUAAACCAUUGAAUGCAAAUAUAACAAUGGUAUUAGAACGAAACCAAAAUUUCAGUAUUAAACAAAGAAAACGUUUUAAACAGAAACGAAAGUGUUUCCUUUUUACAAAAAUAGAUAAAAGUGUGAACGUAAAUAAACACAAUGAAAAUUUAAAUCAACAUAAUAGGCCUUUGUAAUUGUUAAGAAAAACCAUCAUAAUAAUUACAUCAAUCAAUCAUUGUUGUAAAAUCCUAUCAAGCGAAAGAAGCAGUCAAGAUGACUUACCUCGAGUGUUGUAAAUCAAGAAGACAAGAGAAGAAUGAUAACAAAAAAGUAUGCAUGAGGAUAGAACUUUUUAUCUGCUCCUACAUACUUCGAAAGUGGAUUAGAUGGAAAUUACAUAAAACAAUGCAUUUUUUUUUUACAUAAUUCUGGCCGCAAAGUAUUUAGAAAGACAAUAAAUAUGUAGCAAAAAACUUUAUUAAAAACAUGUGCGCUCGAUUAAAAACUUAAA
Chrysoperla carnea is the source of this 905-nucleotide messenger RNA. RefSeq lists its product as uncharacterized. Gene Ontology annotation, cellular component: cytoplasm. The coding region runs from base 55 to 588 and encodes 177 amino acids. Lineage: Eukaryota; Metazoa; Arthropoda; Insecta; Neuroptera; Chrysopidae. Gene Ontology annotation, molecular function: fibroblast growth factor receptor binding; growth factor activity. The transcript is spliced from 5 exons. Gene Ontology annotation, biological process: positive regulation of cell population proliferation; regulation of cell migration; positive regulation of gene expression. The record is from RefSeq and is a predicted model, not a curated record.